AUGGUCAAAAAGGAGGAUAACAAGAUCGGGUUGAUCGGUGCAACGUCGUAUAUUGUGGGCUCGAUUAUUGGAAGUGGAAUUUUCAUUGCACCCAAGGGUAUUGUGGAACAUGCUGGCUCGGUCGGUUUGUCACUUAUCAUAUGGGUCUUCUGUGCGUUACUAAACAUGAUAACAGCAAUAAACUACAUCGAACUUGGCACCAGCAUCCCCGAAUCUGGCGCCGAUCUCGCUUACAUUGGCUACAUGGGAUGGACACCUAUCGCAUUCUCUCUUCUCUGGCUCUCCUUGCUCAUUCAGAGCUCUUCAUCUGCUGCAGUUUUAUACCUAACAUUUGGAAAAUAUAUCGUCCAAGCCCUCGAUCCAAUUAUCUGUUUCUCUCCUGCUGAUGCUGACAAUGCGUCGAAACUUUUCGGUUUCGGAUUACUAUGGUCUGAUUGGAAGCCAGGAGCAAUUGUUUUGGCAAUUUAUCAAGGGAACUGGGCGUUCGGAGGGUUUACGACGUUGAAUUAUGGAUCAGAGGAGAUUCAGAUUGAGAAUUUCAGAAAAACCUUGCCACGAGCCUGUCUUGGAGGUCUUGUUAUCUCUGCAGUCAUUUAUGUUCUGGUCAAUGUUUCCUAUUUUGCCAUUUUGACACCACAGGAGAUUAUCGACUCUUCUGCAGUGGCUACAACAUUCAUCCAAAGAACCGUUGGGAAUGGAGCUGCGUUUGCUGUUCCCGCCGUGGUUGGAUUUCUGCUGAUUGGAACACUAAACGGAGAUGUUUUCAGUUGGAGCAGGUACAUGGUUGCCGGUUCACGACGGAAAAUGAUGCCCACCUGCUUCAGUUUGAUACAUGUUGACAAUGACAGUCCAAGGGUUUCUGUCUUUUUUCAUACAUUCACCUCCAUCAUAUUUGCAUUCCUGGGAGAUACGGACCAACUCGUUGACUACCUGAAUGUAGUCGGUAUGCUAACUACAAUCUUCGCCCUGGCAGUACUUGUAAUAAUCAAAUGGAGAAAGAUGCCAGUUGCAGCAGAUCCAGUGAAAUACAGUAUAUUCUGGCCAAUUUUGAAUAUAAUCAUAAUGAUUGCCCUGUUGGUUAUUCCAAUUCAACAAGAUCCUAUUUCAUCCAUCAUUGGGUUUUCCAUGUUUUUGGGAGGUGUUGUGGUCUACUUUGUGGUCAAAUUUAUAGUUAAUCAUACAGAAUUUCUUGGAGUCAUUGAUAGAAAACUCACUCAUCUCUGUCAAAUACUAACAUGGACUGUUGUAGACUUAGGACCAGAAGAAAAAACUCAUUUGUGA
Messenger RNA from Caenorhabditis remanei, 1281 nucleotides. RefSeq lists its product as uncharacterized. The coding region runs from base 1 to 1281 and encodes 426 amino acids. The transcript is spliced from 10 exons. Gene Ontology annotation, biological process: amino acid transmembrane transport. Lineage: Eukaryota; Metazoa; Nematoda; Chromadorea; Rhabditida; Rhabditidae. Gene Ontology annotation, cellular component: membrane. The record is from RefSeq and is a predicted model, not a curated record. Gene Ontology annotation, molecular function: L-amino acid transmembrane transporter activity.